Molecule: messenger RNA, 2286 nt
Organism: Exophiala dermatitidis NIH/UT8656
Lineage: Eukaryota; Fungi; Ascomycota; Eurotiomycetes; Chaetothyriales; Herpotrichiellaceae
Product: hexaprenyl pyrophosphate synthase, mitochondrial
Exons: 2
Coding region: 211-1584 (457 amino acids)
Biological process (GO): ubiquinone biosynthetic process; isoprenoid biosynthetic process
Cellular component (GO): transferase complex
Molecular function (GO): prenyltransferase activity
Source: RefSeq, a predicted model, not a curated record
UCGAUGCCCUGCAGUGCAGUUCGCUUUUCGCCUGCGCAGUUUUGGCAUCCGAGUCUCGCGCACGGCAUCGAACACACCUUAACACUUACGUCGUGAGCAACGCCCUCAUUGACGCCCGCGUCCGACAGGUUUCUGCGUCUGUUUUGUUAUCAGUCUACUAUUUCUCAUGGCAUCUUAAUUGUCCUCCGCCAUCCUGACAAGACUACGACAAUGCGGGCGCGCAUUCCGUCGAAGUCUGCAUUUUUGCAACCGGUUGUCCCGACUUCUACAGCUCCGGCCAUUUGUCCUUGGUGCUUGACCAGGACGCAAUAUCCUCGAGCUCGGCAGUCUAAACGGCAUUUUUCGAAUAGCUCUGGAGAUCCAUCAGCAUGGGCUGCCGCAGUUUCAAAAAUCCAGAACACAGUGGCCGAUGUGUUGCCGUCCCGAGGGAGCAGUACUAACAUCACCAUUGACCCUCUGAAGAUCGUGGCGGAAGAGUUGAAGUUUCUCAAUAAGAACAUAAGACAGCUGCUGGGAUCAGGUCACCCUAUCUUGGACACGGUCGCCAAGUACUACACCCAGAGCGAGGGAAAGCAUGUGAGGCCUUUACUGGUGCUCCUAAUGUCCAGAGCAACAGCGUUUGCUGCCAAACAAGCUCGCCCGGAUGCCCAUACUCUGCCGAGCAUCAGUAUUGACACACCUAUAUCCUCUCCCUCCGUUCUCUACGACAACAACCCCGAUCAGAUUGCUUCUCCCUUGACGGAAACGCCCACGGAAGCUCGAUAUGCAUUCCCCGAUGACGAAACCAUCCUGCCUUCGCAAAGGCGCCUGGCCGAGAUCACCGAACUCAUUCACACGGCGUCUCUCCUUCACGACGAUGUGAUUGACCACUCCACGACCCGCCGCGCCGCUCCCUCGGCAAACACGGCAUUCGGAAACAAAAUGGCCGUCCUCGCCGGCGACUUCAUGCUCGGACGAGCAUCGGUCGCUCUUGCGCGCCUUCGGGAUCCGGAGGUGAUUGAAUUGUUGGCUACCGUGAUUGCGAACCUGGUGGAAGGAGAGUUCAUGCAACUGAAGAAUACCGCGUCGGACGAAAAAUAUCCCACUUGGAGUGAACAGACAAUCACCUAUUACCUCCAAAAGACAUACUUGAAAUCCGCCAGUCUGAUCAGCAAGAGCUGUCGAGCUGCAGCUCUGUUGGGCCAGUGUGCACCAAGCGUGGUUGAGGCGGCUUAUUCAUAUGGCAAGAACUUGGGCCUGGCCUUUCAACUUGUUGAUGACAUGCUGGAUUAUACGGUGAGCGGAACUGAGCUAGGCAAGCCGGCUGGCGCGGACUUGGAGUUGGGUCUUGCCACGGCCCCGUUGCUCUUUGCCUGGAGGACGUGUCCCGAGUUGGGCAAAUUGGUCGGUAGAAAGUUCGCAGAAGAAGGCGAUGUGCAAAGGGCGCGAGAUCUUGUUGCCCAGAGUGAUGGAUUGGAGCAGACCCGAGCUCUCGCCCAAGAAUACGCCGACAAAGCCAUUGCAUCUAUCAGCUUCUUUCCGGAUGGCGAGGCAAAGGAUGGCCUGGAAGAAAUGUGUGUAAAAGUUAUGAAGCGAAGGAAAUGAAAAGUUGGUAUUUGUGCGCCGAUGUACCUCCUGCUCGAUUCGAAUGUACAUUUUACAAGUGGGACAAGACCACUACUUACUAUACAAACCUUUAUUGAUGUACUGUGGGGACUCAUCUGUGGCCCUUACCGAGUCUCUGCACGCAUGUGUACUUUGGAUGUUGUCGGCGAUUCGAAUUCCAAAUGUGGCGUAUAGAUUUACAUGAGAUCGAUGUGUGUAAAUUGCCACAAGGCACGCUAAAGCUCGCAACCAGGCAACGACAUACAAGUGGGAGAAGACAAGAGAUCCCGAUAUCCGAACCCGGCAGUAUUCUCUGCAUCGACGACGUAGCCUCACGUCAACGUCUAUGUUGGUCGAAUGUGUGGUCCAUUGCUGUGGUCAACCUGAUAAUAUUGCCAUUAAAAACCCAAGUUAUCGCAUCGAUAGUACAAGGCAAUCAUUAAGUCUAUCAAUGACUCGACCACUCGCUUCACCUCGUCCGAGAGCGGGGGGCGGCGGGUAAGCUGAACCGUGGUCGGGAGCAAUGCUUGUCGUUUUGGACUUUCGUGGACAGAGAAGAUAGUCUCAAAAGGCACAAUCAGAAAAUAGCUUCAGCGUACGGAAAUGGUUUUUGGUGUUCGCGAGGCACACUACCCAAGCUGUAAGGCAUGCGAACCGCAAAGACUGUGUUCACAAACCUAUAGUAGGCAUGUAUAUUCCCGA